Molecule: messenger RNA, 3075 nt
Organism: Gigantopelta aegis
Lineage: Eukaryota; Metazoa; Mollusca; Gastropoda; Neomphalida; Peltospiridae
Exons: 3
Coding region: 312-728 (138 amino acids)
Biological process (GO): sleep; positive regulation of voltage-gated potassium channel activity; regulation of synaptic transmission, cholinergic
Source: RefSeq, a predicted model, not a curated record
AUCACGCUAUAGGCAGGCCCCAUUUUCCAGUAGCGAAUACUAAGUGACUGUACUGCAAACCCCUCUAGGCUGUUCAUCGGCUAUUGACCAAUCGCGUACGUCAUCAGCAAUGCACCGGUGGAUGCUAUAGUUUCUUGGUACAUACAUGUGGGGUUGUUUGCCGUGUGCUGUUUUUUGGCGUUUGAUGAAUGGACUCACUGGGAUAUAGGUUGUCGUAAGUCUGUUGACGCACGAUCCGGGUUUAGUAUUCCAGUGGUCAGACGGAUUUUGUUUAGACGCCAUCGAGUAACCAACAUCUGCAUAGCGUCAUCAUGGUUUCUGUUAACAUCGUCGCGUCCGUGUUUUUGGUGGUCGUGGUGAACUUGGCACAACAAGGUACAGCACUGGACUGCUAUCAGUGCAAUUCGUUUCUGAAACAGGACUGCUGGGAUCUAUCGGAAGAAACCAGGGGCAUGCAUCUGAAGCCCUGCAAAGGAAACGCCACGGGCUGUCAAAAACAGAAGCAGGAGUUGUACUAUAAUGACGACUACCAAGAACGGAUUUACCGCGGGUGUAUGUACGUAGACGCGCCGAACAAAUGCACGCAGAGAACCGGAACCUACCGAGUCAAGAUCGUGUACUGUUACUGCGAGGAAGAGGGGUGUAAUGCUGGCUUCCGGUUACACACCUCUAUUGUCACUGUGCUAUUUGCCUCUGGACUUGUUUAUUUUUUCUCUAGACAUAUGUAGGUCUAAAUAAGUACAGUUUUGUUUAUGUGCCUUGUCUGAAGACUAUACAACUAGUAAUAGGGUCUAAAAUAAGUAGAGUACAAAAGAAAUUAGGACACAGUGUUCCUUUAAAAUAGGAUUAUUUGCCAUCACGAUUUUUAUCUGUGAUCACAACAGAACAAUUUCCCAAUACAAUUGAGUAAAUAUCAUUAUCAGAUCUAAGCUAGUUUUAUCUUCAUGAACCAAUAAAAUUGACAUUUACCAUUUUAUUUAAUCCACACCAAAACGUUAGAUCAUUAAAUAUAAACCAGUCAAAUUUGAAUAAUGUAUAGCUCGGUCAUCAUGCUGUUUGUUAUUUGGAUUUAGUAUUAGUCUAUUCAUGUAGGAAUAUAAACACAAUGUGUACGAUUAAUUCGACAGCACUGUUCUUUAUCAAUUUAAAUGCACGUAUGCCUGUGUAAUUGCAUAUGUCACUGAGUACCGAUACUGUAUUAAUAUGUUAAUAUAGUGCAGUAAUAAGGGUUUUUUUAAUGUUCUUUACAUAUACGUGUACAUAUAUUAAAACUAGUUUUUUAAAGCACCAAACUGCAUAGAACAUGUGGAAAAUUACUUCUUUCUGUAUUUAAAAACAUUCAUCUAACAGCUUAAAUAGUCUGGAGGCUUCAGAAUAUAUCUGGAUAUUUUAUCAUGGGAGUACAAACGCGAAGCUUACACCAGGGAUGCUCGCGCAAUGCAAUCGAAGCUGACCAUCUAAUGAUUUCUGCACUAGUUCGUGGGCAGAAGUAUUGAUUCAGCUGAUGUUAAAGCAGAUAUAUCGGAAAUAUUGUUCUGGCUUGCUCAAAUGGGAUCUUGACUAUUAUUGAAAGUGUAUGCUCACGAUUCGACUUUCAGUAUUGUUUGAUAUAAACAAUUGUACUGCUUUAAAAACAGAAGGAUUAAUAUUAUAUACACGUCUUCCAACUUAAUAUAUAGCUAUCAAUCACAUUAUUAUACACUGGUCUAUUUAUAUUUUAAUAUAUACUCACACAUCAACAAAAAAAAUCCUUUAUUAAUUGACUUUGCAAGUCAGUGCUUAAGAAACUUUAUUAUUUUAUUAGUUUUAUAAUAUAGCCUAAUUGGUGCACGUCUGCAUCAUAAAAGGUUCUGUUUCCUGUAACUGGUCAUAAGCAACUCACAUGCUAAAGAUCGUUGCUACAAGUUGCAACGUGGAAAUGCAUGUUAAAUAUAUCCCAAACAGGUUUUGUUUAUUCCUAGACUAUCGAAAAAGCAUAAAUGUUUUACCCGGAAAUUGUGGAUUUAGAACAAAUAUUUAAAGAAAUAAUAGCUGUAUAAUGACGUCAUGAAAAGGUUAAUAAUGGUGAGAGUUCCACAUAUAAAACGUCACAUUUCCUGUUUAUGUUUACGUACGCGGAUGCGUCUUUGUGUGCGUGUGCGUGCGUUCGCGCUUGUGUUUGCGUGUGUUCAUAUGUAUCUAUACGGCGAAUGUGCGCGAUUUCAAGCGUGUGUACCUAGUGUUUAUACGAGUAAAAUUAAUGUGUACAUUUAGCGUAUACAUAUGUAUCUCUGUCUGUGUGUGUGUGUGUGUGUGUGUGUGUGUGUGUGUGUGUGUGUUUAGGUGUGGUUUACAAUGACAGUAUGUGAGCGCGUUUUCAUACCCAAGGUAAAACAGAAAUAUUGUAUGUAUAUAGAAUGUAUUAUGUAUGUACUCAAACCUGCUUAUAAACACAACUUUAGAGACACUGUUAUUGUCUCCUAUCAACAGACAUAUAACACAGCCUUCAGUUUGAAAUAAAAGACAGUAACUUGUAGAAUAGAUAUGUGCGCUAUAGAGAUGUGAUUGUAGUAUUGUGUUUAUCUUUAAAGUGACGUUUAGAUGUUUAGCAGGUUAGAGUACAUACAAUGUAAAAUGUUAUACCUAUACAUUUUAUAGUUUAUCCAAAUAUAUGGAUGGUAGAGGCCUGCUCUAUAUGUUGUAACUACGUAUAAACAGAAUUUUAAAAAAAAGAGACAAACUUCAUGUAGAUACGACCUGGUUUAUAUAGACUUAAAUUGAAAUAUACCGAACUCCAUUGAAAACGUAUCACCCAAUUUUCAGUUGUUAUUACUAUCGCAUGUGUGAGGUUGCGUUAAAUCACACAAUAUCCCUUGUAUACAAUGUUCGGGUUAUUUAUUGCCUAUCAGAAUACAUCGAGUUAUACAAAAUCAGAUUUACAGAUUUUGUUUUUCUCGUAUCCUUUUUUACAAUUACAAAUCUAACUGGUGCAUUUUCUGUGGAGUUUAGUAUAGUAUAGCCAGAGGUUAGGAAAUGUGUUAUGUGUUGUCUUUAUUGUUUUAUAGGUAUAUUUUUUAUUAAACAGAUUUAAAAGUU